GCAGGCUGGACGUGGCACACGGCAGCUGGCCACACUUCGGCGGGAGAAUGGAAGUGACGCUCCGCGUUCAGCUCGCCAGUCUCUGAAGAACUGUUUACAAACAGAACGAGCAGCACGUGGAGGUCUGACGUCACUCCUCCCAUCAUUCCACAAGAAAGACGGAAGGCGCGAAAGAAGACUGGUCACAAGAGAUUCCUCACCAGCAGCAGUACGGGGGCCAAUACGUGUAUCACCACCACCACCACCAUCACCAUCGGGCGGAACACGCGUACUACAUCCACAUGCCCUCGCGUGAGCAGUAUAAGGUGACAGUACACCCAGCGGUGACUCCAAGUAGCAAGAUGCCGCGAGCCUCCACUGUGCACAUAGCAACAUGGAAGCGGCCGCAACAUCUUUCGCAGAUCCUGGCGGCGCUUGCCGUGUCGCUGGGUCCCUUCGCCGCCGGGCUCGGUAAGGGCUACAGCUCACCGGCAGUGGACUCACUAAAGGAACAGCAGCAGCGGUUUCCGGCCGCCAUGUCCAACUCCUCGAGCGGGAUCUUCACAGUCAGCGAGCAGCAGGCUUCUUGGGUCGCCAGCCUGUCCCUCCUUGGCGCCUUCUUCGGCGGCAUGCUGGGAGGCCUGGCCAUGCGCUUCGGUCGCAAGAGGGUGCUGCUCAUAACUUCACUUCCCUUCUCUGCCUCCUGGCUCCUGACAGUGUUCGCCAGCAGUGUUGAGAUGAUGUUCGCUACGGCAUUCGUGGGCGGCUUUUGCUGCGCUAUCGUCCUCGUUGUCACACAGGUGUACAUCAGCGAAAUCUCGGUGCCAGACAUCCGGGGGUGCCUGAGCGCGGUACUCAAGAUAGUUGGGCAGAUUGGCAUGCUGAUCAGCUUCGCUGUGGGGGCAUACCUCGACUGGCGACAGUUGGCCAUGGUGGUGGCAAUCGCUCCCAUAAUGCUGUUCGCCACAGUACUGUACAUCCCGGAGACACCGAGCUACCUGGUGCUCGUGGGUCGAGACGAGGAGGCAGCACGGUCUCUACAGUGGCUCCGGGGUCCCGAGAUCGACGUCGGACAAGAGAUCGCCACAAUUCGCACCAACAUCAUCACGAGCAGACAGUACCACGAUGGGUGUCGUAGUACCUUCAAAGCCAUCACGUCACGCCUGCUGAGGCCUGUACUCACCACCUGCGGAUUAAUGUUCUUCCAGCGGUUCUCUGGAGCCACGGCCUUUAAUUUUUACGCGGUGUCAAUCUUUCGACAGACCGGCUGCAUGAAUCCGCACGGCGGAGCUGUAGCUGUAGGCUUUGUGCAGUUGUUGGCCUCCUGCGUCUCCGGACUUCUCAUAGAUAUCGUCGGCCGCUUACCGCUCUUGAUCGCGAGCAGCAUGUUCAUGUCUAUGGCUCUGGCAGGGUUCGGAUCGUUCGCGUAUUACGAAGACGUGCACAAGGAAAACCGGAACGGUUGCCUGAUCGCGGCGCAGCACGACUGGAUCCCACUACUCUGCGUCCUCAUCUUCACCGUGGCGUUUUCCUUAGGCAUCAGCCCCAUCUCGUGGCUGCUUAUCGGCGAGUUGUUUCCGCUAGAAUACCGCGGCCUGGGCAGCGCCUUGGCCACCUCCUUCAGUUACGUGUGCGCGUUCGUUGGCGUCAAGACCUUUGUAGACUUUCAGCAACUGCUUGGAUUGCACGGGGCGUACUGGUUGUACGCGGCCAUUUCUGUCGGGGGGCUGUGCUUCGUGGUAUGUUUCGUCCCUGAGACGAAGGGACGUGACCUGGACGAGAUGCAUCCGAAAUAUACGCAUGCGUAGUGCCGAAGCCACAGAACUAUCAUGAUGGAACGUGCAACUUUCAUCCCGGUGUAAACUCAAUCAACUUGGUGCCUUGGAUACAAUAUUGUGACAAUCCAAGUGAAUGGAGGGUAUGUUGUGGGGUUACAACGAAACUUGUGAGAGCCUACUGUAACGGCUAGGUAAGGGCCUAAGUCUGGUAUACAAUGGGCAGAAACUGGUGAUAGCCUACGUCCCACGCAACUUUCAGUUAAGUUUUUACACCUCCACUCAUUUACACGCCUUCAUGUUGUGCUCAAUUAAGCGAACGAACAACUGAACCAGUUAACAUACAUCGUACAUCUAGAGCCAUAAAUAAAAGGGUUAAAAAACAAUUCGAACGAAAUGAGCGAUUUUAAUUUAGGACAUUUCUAAGUGAAAUGGACCCAAAAUGUAAGAGUCUCAUAUGGUUAACUGUAUAUUAACAUUUCCUCAUACAUUUUGCAUAUAAUUCCGCAGAGGGAAAUGCCACCAAACUGCUUCUAAAAUAUGAGGUUGCGUCACCGGCAGAAGUCACUAGGUUUAUAUUUCCAACAGUCGAUGGGAGGCAGAACCUCCAGGCCAGAGCUUUCGCUGUGCACACAGCAUUCUUCUUCAGUAAGGUUGCCUGCUCAAGUUCAGUGGCAGCUCCAGUGCCACGAUCCUGCCUCCCAUCAUAUCAUGAAAAUAGAACCUGGUGAUUUUCUAAUUGUGACACAACGAUGUGCAACAUUGUUUGAUGAUGAUGUUUUACACAAAAAGUUUACUGAUAAAACAACUCUUUGAAUAUGAUCGUGAGGGUGACAACGUGGAUAUUGUCUCUCAGUUAUGAAGGUGCUUCUACUGCCUAUUGUAUGCCGGUCUUUAUUCGUGAAAACUUUCCAUCCACAUGAACUCCAAUGCAGUUAGUUAUCUGGUUAGUACUACAGCUAUCAGUUGUAUAUUUUACUUCUCUUGAACAGGAGCCCCCUUACUCUGAAAUAUUUAAUUUCAUUAUCAUGUUCCCACAUGCAGAGGCAGACGGUGAAUGCCUCGGACAAAAUGAAAUGCCCUCUUAAGCAACCAAUCAUUACGAUUGUAUAACAGUUCAUAUUUAUGUUAAGAUUCUUCUAAAUUUUAAUUGGAAUGAGAACGCCAUUGAUGUCGAAGUAUAAUAGUUUGUAGUCUUGAUGUCAUCUGGUAUCGAAACUCGAUACUUUUGUUUACCUCAAUAUAUCGAUAUUUUUAAACUUUUAUCGGGCAUGCCUGUUAAGAUACAUACAUCUUUCAUUUGUGGUUCCCUGUGGCUGACCUACAGGACACUGCAACCACCCCCUUGCGUAUUUUUGGCGUCACGUUCAUUAAGUUCUAGAUUACAGACGUUUCGUCAGUAAUGCUAAUAAACAGAAAAAAAUGUCUUAAAAUUCUUCACAUCAAAAGUCGUGUAAUAAAUUUCAUACUAAUUAUAUUCUGAUCCAAUGUGAAAUUAAUGUGUUCCUUCUUUCCGUGGCCUUCCGGGAAUGUCACUCAACUUAUGCGAUUUUCUGAAACACCCUGUAUAGGAAAAACUUUAAGUCCAAUUCAUUUAAGGUGGGCAUGCCUGAGCAUUUGUUCACGCCUGACUAACUAAUAAGAACUGAAUAAAACAAUGUCAAUAUCGAAUUUUGUACCGCCUGACAUCCCUAAUUUGUAGCGCUAACAUAAGUCUGCAUAGUUAAGUAAGAGUAAGGACCUGCUGGCCGCAGCCUGUCUGCGAGUGUACAGUCUGUACUCUGGUCCGCUGCCUGAACAAUGAACCGCGGCGUUAAAUGGAGACAAAAGUUCAUCGUAGAAUCGAUUGCAAUUUUUAUUUAACGGACUGAAAAGAACCAUCAGACUUUCCAAUGUAUAGACUUUUCAGUCGUGUAAAUGGGAAACUUCGUGAACAAUUAUAUGACACACAAUGAUACAGGAUGAUUUAACACAAGCUGAAAAGCUCUAAAUUCACUGCCGAAUUUCUCACGCGCUACACGUUCUCCUACUGGAUGUUACAAAAAGAUAGUUCCUAUUUUGAACACACACAAAAAUUAUCGGGCUUGUAACACACGCAGACUAUUCAGAGAGCCUUCAAUAUCUACUGCAACAAAUCCAAACAGAAUGUUCACUAUCUUACUCUGUGGUUCUUUUUACACAAGAAUUGACAUAUGUUCGGUACAUUCUGAAGCAAAAUAAGGGAUGGAGUAUGGUGAACGUGGAGGCUCACCUUAUUCCGGACCAAUUUACUGCUCUCUACGUUCCCGCGUGGCGUUUACAGUGAUGCACGACGAAAAUAUCACUUAAACUACAUUCAACAAACAUCGCCUCACUGACAGGUAGGCCUACAUAUGUCAAAGCAUGUCAACAAAAGAGCCCCCAAAAUCAGUUAGGCGAUGAUUUUUACAUUAAAAGUUGCAUUUCUUUUUACCGCCCUGUAUUUCAAAAUAUGUAUAGGAGUUCCGAACAGGCUGCAUUUAGAAACCAUGAGAGGUGACAUUCGAGUAUCAGAUUAAAUUAAAAACCACACAUCCAAACUCUUUAACGCAUCUCAACGACAAAGCCGAGAUAAUUUUCAAACGCUCUGUAUUUUAAUACAUGCGUAGUAGAUUAGAUUUAUAGAUGGUGAAACUGAAGUUCACAGUGAACAAAUGCAAUUAUAUUAACAAGAAUUAUGUCAUUUUAAGCAAAAACAUAAAACAAAUAUUGCUCGCCCUGUAUUCUAAAACACUUUUCGAGCGAAUUAUAUAUAUAUAUAUAUCAGCAUAGUGAAAACUGAGUUCUAUAGGAAGCAACAAAACUCUACAAUACAAAUCCAAACUAUAUAUGUAGAAAAUUCGAAAUUUUAAACACAAGAGGAUCCACUGUAAGCAAUUUCGCAGUGGAUAGAGGUCAGGAUUUCGGGAGGGUUCUGGAGCCAAGAACACCCCAAAAUUGCGAUGGCCGUCACGAACUACGGAGCGACAACAGGAACGCUGCAGAUGGCGAUCAAAAUGACCGAGAACAGAGCAGUGCCUUCCCGGAAGUAAGGGGCAGACUUCAUAAUACAGUUCCUUGGCUUAUUCGCCUGGGGCCUCUGAUGGUGUUUGUACUGUGCCAGAGAGAGUCUGGCAUGUGCGUUCCACUUCAAGUGACAAACGUUCUUCACGUAACGGAGGUUUCGUUACAUUCGGUUAAUGAAGGACCUAAAAAGGCUUCUUAAUUCAGUCCUGGGUUCUCGUAAGGGCGCCGUCUCCUCCGUCGCGGAGGAGUGAUUAGUACUCCGGCACCAUAUUCAGAGAACCCCAGGUUCAAAUACCUACUGGGGACCACCUACUCUGAUUGACAUUUUCGUUGCUUUCCUCAGCCCCUACAGCCAAAUGCAGGGACAUUACUUCAAAUUAUGCCACGACCGUUUCCCUCCACGUCCUUCACAAUUAUCAGUCAUCCUGAUAUUCGACGCUGUACAGCCUGGGCUAGCGAUAGCGUUGCUAAAUAAACCAAAAGCAGAAAAAUAAGCAGCCAUGUCAGUUGCUCUGGUUAGACGUAUAGUAAGAAAGUCACGUGUUUAGUUCUGAUGAUCGCAAAACACCGGGAAGAACAGCGCGUGACAUCAGAGGAGAACCGGUAACACGAUGGAAAUUCGAGGGGAGGGGGCGAUUGGGUCAGAAUACAAAGACAGAAAUUCGCCUCCAUUUGCUACACAAGCUAAGAGUGCGCAAAGCUCUACCUCCACUCCCCUCUACGCCUUCCGUUUUGAUAAUCUGCGAGUCCGACUGUGGUUUUCCUGUAUACGGAGGAACACAGCCCAUCAAUUGGACGGGCCCCUUAGUCGGUCUGAAUGUGGGGAUUUAGAGAGAACCCUAUACAUUUUUUAGGCUUAUGAGAACGUACAUGCAGUGUAAUGUUGCACUGAAUAUAACUUUUGUCUCCAUGCAGAUCUGUUCCCGAUACUCAUGUGUUUGUGUAACGACAAUACCACGGGCUCACAGCUCGAUCUAUUUCCGCUGACAAUAAUAAUAAUAGUUAUAUUCUGGAACAAGCGGUGGCAGCACCAGUCACAUACAACAAUGAGCUGACAGUUAACGCUAGAAGCAUAAGUUUCAUCUCGUAGCAUCAAUGAUAAUACAUAGAAAUCAUCGUGAUCAUCACGGUGAUACAAAUAAGCCCAGUUCUUGCACAAAUUCUAAUAGAUUUAUUGUACAAAGUAGUUAAUAUAUUACAUGAGAAGAAAUGGUAAUUUUAAAUCCGUUAGGAAUAUUAUUCAAUAUAUGAAGUAGGACAACAAUAGUAACUGCGUAUUUUAAUUAUCUGCAUAAAAUGGAAAACUUCCAUCUUCAUCCAUUAUAAAUAUAUUUUAUGCCAGUUUAGAAGACAAUAAAUAAUAAUAAUAUUAUAUGACAACUUUAACAGUACAUAGAAAUGUUUAGCUUGGUUUUUGGAUCUUUUGUUCUUACUGUCAAGAACACUGGAGUAGAGGAUUCAAAGACAUCAGGAAAUGAGACAGGGAAAAGAAAUCAACAUUUCAGAGUUUAAUGAAAGAGUAAAAGGAAUCACUGAACGCGCCUGGAAGGUACAAAAGGAUGCUAUUUUGAAUGUCAGUAAACUCUUAAACAACUUCUCAUUUUCGAUUUAGUCAGCAGAGUUAUGGGCCAUCGUAGUAGUUACGAGAGGACCCAGAAGAAGGAAGGAAUAAACAGCAGAGUGAGGUACCUAUGCUCAGUCGGUACUGCAGUCUCGACCCUCAAAGGAAAGAAAGUUGCAUAGCAUGCACAUUCAGUGAAACUAUAUGUUCAAAGUGUCCCUGAAGGGCCAUGAUGUAUAACAGUAUAUCAAUGUUAUCUGUGUAAAUCCUAGCCAGAGAUGGCAACCGUCAUAUUUUCUUGUUGAAUUUUCAAAGGACAUUUUACUAAAGCUUGUCUAAAACACUUUCCACGGCACGCCGUACAUUGAGUAACAACCUUACGGAAGAAAGGUCCCUCUGUGUUCAGUGAGAUCCCCCGUGUGGCGACUCAUGCUUCCAGCGUACGUUGAAAAUAGAAGCUAGCAAUUUUCUAAUGAUGACGUAACAGUCUAAACGACUUAGUCACUGACGGUGGUGACUCCGCCUCAAAGAUGCUUUAGACACAUGUUAGAAGCCUAUCGUGCAUUAAUAUAAUUCUCAUGCGCUACUAAUUCAACAGUAAUAAAGGAUUUCCCUGACUUCAUAGGCUUCCAAAUCUGCUGCAUCGAAUUUCACAUCAGCUACACCUCUACUGACCACCUCUGUGGUCUAGUGGUCAGCGUUCCUGGCUACAGAUCCAGAGGUCCGGGUUCGAUU
This is a messenger RNA of Cryptotermes secundus, 7074 nucleotides long. Its product is annotated as facilitated trehalose transporter Tret1-like. NCBI's taxonomy places the organism in Eukaryota, Metazoa, Arthropoda, Insecta, Blattodea, Kalotermitidae. Gene Ontology annotation, molecular function: transmembrane transporter activity. The record is from RefSeq and is a predicted model, not a curated record. The transcript is spliced from 4 exons. The coding region runs from base 282 to 1787 and encodes 501 amino acids. Gene Ontology annotation, cellular component: membrane. Gene Ontology annotation, biological process: transmembrane transport.